GUCAGAAUAGGAGGAAACGAGACUCUGUACCUUUGCACGCAUUUAACAAAAGCUUUGCCGCGAUGUUUCGACACAGCCCAUUGUUUAACCCAGACGUGGGAAAGGAUCGUGUGACAGACCCUAUACCCGGUCGGAUUUCUGGAAUUUGAUUAUGUGUGUUUUUUUCAAAAAUUCGCUUUACCUUCUCUUGUGAUCUGCCAGCCUUCUUUGAGCAACUUUGGUAUUUGUGUAUGUAAACACCACGAAAGGAUCAACUUUUACUUGGAUGUUUUGUGCUGUGAAUUAUUAAAACAUAUUUGGAUUUCUUCCAUUAGAGUGUAAAGGUGACAAUGGGAUAUCGCUUUUAAUUGGAUUUUGGUGCUUUUGUGAUAUUAAAAUUGUUAUUGUGUGCAAUCAUGCUAUUGGAAGAAAGUGGCGCUUGUCUGACACCUUCUCUGCCUGAAGAGAAGUUGGCUGUUGUACCUGCAGGACCCGUGAGAAGUUAUUUCUACACCAGCCUCUUCUCUUCUCGUAAGAAAACCAAUGGUGCCAUGAAAACGAGCUCCGUGGGCUCCAAUUCCCGGUCGCCCACGCCCUCCCCCAUGGAGGGCAAGCACAGUCGAUUCGCUAUGUUGGGGCGGCUCUUCAAGCCCUGGAAGUGGAAGCGGAAGAAAAAGAGCGACCGCUUCGAGCAGACAUCCAGAACUCUGGAAAGAAAAAUAUCGAUGCGUUCAACCAAAGAAGAGCUUAUUAAAAAAGGUGUGCUUUUGCCCGAUGGAAUUGAUAAAGACCAAGAUGGCAAAAUAAAUGAUUCCGUUCAUCAGAACCACAUUCCGCAACUCAACGGGUUCGGGCCCGAGAGUGGUAUGUCAGAAGCUGAUAAGCAGCAGCCUAGUUCUCCGUCGGUGACGUAUACGUCCUCUUCUGCACUAGAGACCUACAACACCGUGGUUGUUACGAAUUCCGGUGUACCUACCUUACUGUCGUCGUCUCAGAAUAAUGUGCCUGUGAUACACAAUGUUUCCCUGUUGAACCUUCCGGAUGUUGAAGAGGUGCCUUCACACGAUGGGGAAAUAAUUCUUUCUGUUCUUCCAGAACCCCCAAUAUCUCUAAAUGAUAUUGGGCCCAUCCCACCUCCACCCAUGUUUUCGAAUCCUUCACCUCUUUUAGUACCUAAAUAUAACUUGCAAACAGAUCCAUCUGAAGAUCUGAAUGAUCCUGAAGAGUCUCCCUGUGCUGACAUGGACAUGGGCAGUCCCUGUGUUGUAUAUGUCACCCAACAGGAUGGGCCCUUCAACACCUCCACUGUGGAGGAGAUACCUGCCAAAGAACCUCAUCCUAUGACAGCAAUGCCCAAAAAGAGUGCCCUCAAAAAGAAGGGUGCUUUCACCUGCACAGACUUCCAAAGGCUUUCUCUUGUCAGAGAUAGGACAAAGAGAGCUGAAUCAUCAGGUGAUAAAGAAGACCGUCCAGUGCCUAUGAUAUCUGUCAGUGCAACAGACAAUUCAGAUUCGGAUUCAGAUUCAGGCAGUCCUAUAUUAUGGAAAGAUUACUGUGGAGAUGAUGAAGAAUGUAAAAGAAUAGCUAAAGUAGCCCGUAAAGAUUCUCUGGCUCUUAAACUUGCUCAGCGUCCAGAUCUCCAAGAACUAAUAGAUAAAAAUAUAUACAUUGCUCAUUCUGAACAAGAAAGUCAAGAAACAAAAGAUGAAGUCAAGAAAAAACUCACAAGGCGCCUGAGUCUACGUCCAACACCAGAGGAGCUUGAACAGAGAAACAUUUUGAAAUAUCAGUCAGCAGAGGAAAUGCGUAAAGAAAAGGAACAAAAAAAGAAGACUUUGAUUCGAAAGUUGAGUUUCCGGCCAACAAUUGAAGAGUUAAAGGAAAGGAAAAUUAUCCGCUUUAAUGAUUAUGUUGAAGUAACUCAAGCUCAAGAUUACGAUAGGAGAGCUGACAAACCAUGGACUCGGCUCACACCCAGAGAUAAAGCUGCAAUUAGGAAAGAAUUAAAUGAAUUUAAAAGUAUGGAAAUGGAAGUUCACGAAGAAAGCAGGCAAUAUACACGAUAUUACAAGAUUCCUGAUUUUUGAUCACAUUCCUGAAAUCUUUUGGGUCCUCUUCGUCUUCAUUUCACCGGCCCUAACAGCAACAGCUGCUUUUUAGAUGACUCCUCUAUGUAUUUAUAUGUCUUAAAAUCCAAGUGUUUUGUUGCUGUAUGCUCUUUCAUUGCUGGCUGGGCCUGCAAAGCACUAGAAAAAUUUAAAGAUUGAUGUUAGUGCAUUUGAAAUUGAAAACUGUUCAGUGUUCAAAAGCAUAAAUAUUAUUUGUCCCUUAAAGUAUACAAUAUACCCCUCUCCAAGCUGUAGCUUGAGGGGGGAAAAAACCUUUUUGACCAUUUGUCCCAAUUUGGGAUAAAUUUUAUAAACUCGGACAACUGUUUAUAACAGACUGUGUGAAAUAUUUUUUAAAUAUUUUUAUGAAAAAUAAAAUUUGUAGGGAAUAUUUUUUAAAUGUGUGCUAGUUUCUCCAUCAAAGAUGUAAAGUUCAAAAUAGGAAAAAUCGUUUUAAACUUUGUAUUGCGUUGUUGAUAAUGUUUAUUUUGAAUAUUGUAUAGUGUCUGUGUUGCAGAAUGCAAGAUCUGGGAUCUUACAUUUUGUGUAAAUGAAUGUUUUCUGUAAAUACCAGCAUUCCUGAGUCAUCAUCAAAGAGAAACAAUGUGAAAUUGGAUGCUUUAUAUUCAUCUAUAUAUUUUAAAGCACCAACUUAUGUAGAUCAUAUUGUAGAUAUUCAUAAAUGAAUGUUUAAAUGUUUUCAAAUAGUGAUUUUUAUUGCACUGUGCCUGUUAGUUCUUCUGUCAGAUGUUACAAAGUAAAAAAAAAGCUCUAAUAUUUUUUAAACUAUUUAAAAAUACUUUAUUCAAUUUUUCUAAUAUCAAUUUCUUUAUGUAUAAUUAAUACAAUCUUUCAAGAUGUGCACUAUUUAAAUAUUUACUAAGCAAACAAAAAUUUUUUUAAUGGAUCAUGUUUUUCUAAAAUUUAUGUAUGAUAUUCAGUAUUAAAUUGGCUGUGGCGAUUCUUUAAAGACUGUGAUAAUUUUUCAAUAUUUUUAUCUACAGCUAAAGUACCUUCAUCAUAUAUAUUAAUUGUGUACAUAUCACACUAUAUAUUUCAUGUGUUUUAGUUCCUGUUGACCUUGUUGUGCAGUGAACAUUACAAAAUAAAGCCUAUAAAUUUGGUAUUGCUUCUUUGUAUGUAAGCUACUUUACACUAUCCGUGAAAAAAUAUGUAUAAUUUUUGCUGUCACAAAGUGAUUAGAAACGAUUGUUUUUGUGAACUGCAUCAGAUGUUAAUAAAAAAAAAUAUAUAUUCUCCUUACAAUAAAAUUAUUUGCUUCUUUAACCACUGCUAAUUAUUUUAUUUAGGCUAAUAAUAUUGGCUCAUUUUAGAAUAUACAUUAAUUUUGUUUUCUCAGUUCUUUAAGGUAGAAGUGGCCUUUCCAUCCUAAGCAUUUUGUUAGCCAAGGAUUGAAUGCAAAGAAUUGUUAUUCAUUUUUAGAAAAUUUUGAUCUUUUCAAGUCUGAAUUUUUAUUUUUAAAAAUCUUCAAUGGUUUUUGAUUAGAAAAUAAGUCCUUUUAACAUAUUAUUUAAUAUUACAUUAAUUUUGGUGGUAAGUAAAAUAUGGAAAUAAGACUUGUCAUUAGGCAGGCAUGUAUAUGACAUCAGCUAUGAUAUUUACAUAUUAUAUAUGAUGUGACAUUUUAUGAUAUUAAGCAUAUUAUUAAAUAUAUAUUCAAAUAUCCACAUUAGCUGUGUUUUGUUAUUAAUAUAAAACAAAUUUAUGAUACACAGAUUGCAACAUAAUUAGAAAUGCAAAAAAUAAUAAAUUGCUUUUGAGCUAUCACCAUAACUGCUAUUUAUUUGGUGUCGUGUUUUACAAACUCUGUGUCAAAUGUGCAGUUAUUAUAAUUUUGAGAGAAGAGAACAUAUUUUAUAUAUUAAAUCCUGCCAGAGAUAUGAAUGUACUUCCUGUCAAGUAGUGCAACUUAUUGUUAUACCCAUAUUAUUCAAAUAUUAAAGUUAACCAGAAUGGGUAUGUACUCAUAAUACAUAUAUAAUUUUUCUUUCAUUCAUAUGGGACAAAGACUAAAUUUUGAAAAUUCAAAAGUACAGUAAGCCGCUACGAUACAGUAUGUCAUUCCAUAUAACUAGUACUGCUUAAGCAGUAUGGAUUAGAUCAUUAAAUAUGUUUAUAUUGUUAUCAGGAUUCAAUCUUCAUGAAAGCUUGAAACAUUUGUCAACUACAUAUAUAUGAAUUAGGUCAGUGAUUUCAUGAUUGUGUUGUCUUGUAUUUUUUCCUUAUUGACAUUUUAAAAAAGCUUUCUAUCCAA
This is a messenger RNA of Argiope bruennichi, 4362 nucleotides long. Its product is annotated as phosphatase and actin regulator 4-like. NCBI's taxonomy places the organism in Eukaryota, Metazoa, Arthropoda, Arachnida, Araneae, Araneidae. Gene Ontology annotation, biological process: actin cytoskeleton organization. Bases 396 to 2066 code for a protein of 556 amino acids. The transcript has 14 exons. The record is from RefSeq and is a predicted model, not a curated record. Gene Ontology annotation, molecular function: actin binding.